AUGAUUAGAAGCUUUGUAUUGAAGAAUGCAUCAUCUGAUAUAAAACAAACACUUAAAAGUGAAACAGAUUUGGAUACUACUGCUGAUCUCAGAAAGAAACUCCAUCGGGCUAAGAAAGAAAAAUUGGAAAUAACAACUAAGCACAAUGCGGAGCUGGCAAGCUAUGAGAGCCAGGUUGCCAGGCUGCGAUCUGAGGUUGAAAAAGGAGAGGCAUUGCGACAAAGUCUGGAAUAUGACCUGGCUGUCGCUAGAAAGGAAUCUGGUCUUGGAAAACGAGCUGCUGAAGAAAAGUUAGCUGAGGCACAUAGGAUCCAAGAAGAGCUCUGUGCUCAGAAUUCAGAACUUCAAGUAAAGGUAGAUGAGAUGGAAAAAGCAUUUCAGACUUCCCAGCAGAAAUGGAAAGAAGAAUGCAGAAGAUUUGAGCGUGAUUUAGAGGAAAGAGACCAUGUAAUUCAAAAUUGCUAUAAAGAAUAUGAUUUACUUAUGAAAGAAAAAAGCAGACUAGAGAAAAUGCUACAGGAAGCACUGGAAAACCAUCAGCAGGAGAAGAAUGAGAUGGAGGCUCAGAUCAGGGAGACAGCACUGGAGGAGUUUAGAUUACAAGCAGAACAAUGGGAAGCAGAAAGAAGAGAGUUACAAUUUAUAGUACAGGAGCAAGAUGAUGUUGUACAAAAUAUGCACAAUAAAGUUGAAAAAUUAGAAGGAGAACACAUGGAGUGCUCUGACCUUUUACGGCGACAAACCAGUGAACUUGAAUUUAGUGCUCAACGAGAAGAACAUCUUAGGAAAGAAUUCGAGUUAAGGAUUCGAGACCUCGAAGGAGCUUUACAAGUAGAAAAGGCCAGCCAAGCAGAAGCUGUUGCUGAUUUGGAAAUGAUAAAAAAUGAAUUCAAGGAAGUUGAAAGUGCAUAUGAGCGAGAAAAGCAUAAUGCACAAGAGAGCUUUGCAAAACUAAAUAUAUUGGAAAGAGAGUAUUUCUCCAAAAAUAAGAAACUAAAUGAAGAGAUUGAGGAACAGAAGAAAGUAAUUAUGGACCUUUCAAAGAGACUGCAGUAUAAUGAAAAAAAUUCCAGUGAAUUACAGGAAGAACUGGUAAUGGCUAAGAAGCACCAGGCCUUCCUAGUAGAGACAUGUGAAAAUAAUGUGAAAGAAUUGGAAUCGAUCUUGGACAGCUUUUCCAUGUCGGGCCAGUGGACAUCAGGUAUCCACAAGGACAAAGAUAAACCUCCCAGCUUCUCUGUUGUCCUUGAGACUUUGAGGCGUACCUUGACAGAUUACCAGAACAAGCUGGAAGAUGCAUCUAAUGAGCUAACCAGCAUGAACAAUGCUAAGGAAACGAUAUCUAAUGAACUUGAUUCUUCCAAACAGAAGAUAGAGUCUCAGACUAAACAUAUAAAGGACCUUCAGGGUAAACUGGCUGAUGUCAACAAAGAGUUAAGUCAUUUACACACUAAAUGUGCAGACAGAGACGCUUUAAUAAGCACUUUAAAAAUGGAACUACAGAACGUGCUGCACUGUUGGGAGAAAGAAAAGGCACGAGCAGCCCAAACUGAAGGUGAACUCCAGAAGCUGUCCCAGGCUUUCCAUAAGGAUGCUGAGGAGAAGCUAACCUUUCUUCAUACCUUGUAUCAGCACUUGGUAGCAGGCUGUGUGCUCAUAAAACAACCAGAAGGCAUGCUGGAUAAAUUCUCCUGGUCUGAGCUUUGUGCAGUCUUGCAGGAGAAUGUUGAUGCCCUGAUCGCAGACCUCAACAGGGCUAAUGAGAAGAUAAGCCAUCUAGAGUAUAUCUGUAAAAACAAGUCUGAUACAAUGAGAGAACUUCAGCAGACCCAGGAAGACACCUUCAACAAAGUGGCAGAGCAGAUGAAAGCCCAAGAGAGCUGCUGGCAUAAACAAAAGAAGGCACUGGAGCUGCAAUAUUCUGAACUCCUCUUGGAGGUACAGAGGAGGGCACAGAAAUUUCAAGAAAUUGCUGAAAAAAAUAUGGAAAAAUCGAACUUUAUUGAAAAGUCACAUGAACAGUUGGUUCUUGAAAAUUCACACUUCAAAAAUGUGUUAUCACAGACUCACAGGGAACAAACAUCCUUGCUGGCAGCCUGUGCACUAAUGGCUGGUGCCUUGUAUCCACUCUAUAGCCGAUCAUGUGCCUUAUCUACACAGAGAGAUUUUCUCCUGGACCAAGUCAACACCUUUGAGUUGUUCAAAUUAGAAAUUAGAACUAUAGCCCAAGCUUUGUCAACUGUAGAAGAGAAGAAACAAGAGGAAGCCAAGAUGAAGAAAAAACCUUUCAAAGGAUUGAUACGUGUGUUCCGGAAAGGUGUUAUUGCAAUUUUGGCAGCAAACAGACUCAAGAUUUUGGGCCAGUCAUGUGCCUCUCUUUUUACCUGGAUGGAGAAUUUCAAAGAAGGCAUAGGCAUUUUAGUGUGUACAGGAGAACCGAAAGACAAGCAUAAAUUUCCAAAACAUCAAAAGGAGCAGUUACGUUGUUUACAAGCGCUCAGUUGGCUUACUAGUUCUGACCUUCUUGCUGCAAUAAUCAGUUCUAUGGUUGAAUUACAGGAAAUUCUUAGUAAAACAGAUCCGAAUUCAAGAAUUUGUGGACAUUUACUUGUAGGAGCAGCUAAGAAUUCUUUUGCAAAACUUAUGGAUAAAAUUAGCCUGGCAAUGGAGAGCAUACCUCUGCACAGCAGAAGUAUUACAUAUAUAGAGAAAGAUUCCCUGGUUCAAAGGUUGGCCCGUGGACUUCAUAAAGUAAACACUCUGGCCCUCAAAUAUGGUCUGCGUGGUCAUGUGCCCAUUAUGAAAAGCACAGCAUCAUUACAGAAACAAAUAUUUGGAUUUACACAAAGGCUGCAUGCAGCUGAAGUGGAGCGUCGCUCACUGCGCUUAGAGGUCACAGAAUUCAAACGAAAUGUGAAUGAAAUGAAAAAGGAACUUGAUAAAACCCAGAGUCUCCAAAUGCAACUAAAUGAAUUUAAGCAGUCUAAAUUGAUCACCCAUGAGAAGUUUGAAAGUGCCUGUGAAGAAUUGAAUAAUGCGUUACUUCGAGAACAGCAGGCACAGAUGCUUCUGAAUGAGCAGGCACAACAACUACAGGAGUUGAAUUAUAGGCUUGAAUUGCACUCCAGUGAGGAAGCUGACAAAAACCAAACUCUUGGAGAAGCUGUUAAGAGUCUCUCCGAGGCAAAGAUGGAGCUGAGAAGAAAAGAUCAAUCUCUGCGUCAGCUCAAUAGACAUCUUACCCAGCUGGAGCAGGACAAGCGUCGACUGGAGAAGAACAUCCAUGAUGCAGAAAGUGCCCUCUGCAUGGCAGCCAAAGACAAAGAAUGUGUUGCCAGUUACAUGAAAACAGUAGAAAAUAUGCUUCAUAAGGUCAGGGAUCAGAUCUCGCUGUCACGGACUGCGGCAAGCAGGAAUGACUUCACCCUGCAGCUACCCAAACUGCACCUGGAGACCUUUGCAAUGGAGGGGCUCAAGGGCGGGCCAGAGGUUGUAGCGUGCCAGGCUAUGAUUAAAAGUUUCAUGGAUGUCUACCAGCUUGCAAGUGCUAGAAUUUCUACAUUGGAAAAGGAAAUGACAUCUCAUCGAAAUCACAUUGCAACCUUGAAAUCAGAACUUCAUACAGCUUGUUUACGUGAAAAUGAAAGUUUACAAUCAGCAGGAUCACGAGACCAUUCAAAUCUCUCCAUUCCUUCAAGAGCUACCCUUCCUACUGACACAGUUGUUGUUGGGGAUUUUUUGCCACUGAAAGCUGAACUUGAUACAACUUACACUUUCUUAAAGGAGACAUUUGUGAAUACUGUGCCCCAUGUUCUGACAUCUUCUCACUCCUCUCCAGUGACUAUAUCUUCUAAUGCCAAAAGACCAACUCAGAUUGGAUUAUGACUUAAUGAAAUAAAGAACGGAGGAAGAGUUAACAAUACAAUUAAACUUGUUUUGAAUGGG
This is a messenger RNA of Orycteropus afer afer, 3945 nucleotides long. RefSeq names its product coiled-coil domain containing 171 (gene CCDC171). The record is from RefSeq and is a predicted model, not a curated record. Lineage: Eukaryota; Metazoa; Chordata; Mammalia; Tubulidentata; Orycteropodidae.